This is a messenger RNA of Exophiala viscosa, 1898 nucleotides long. Its product is annotated as aspartyl-tRNA synthetase. The transcript is spliced from 2 exons. Gene Ontology annotation, cellular component: cytoplasm; aminoacyl-tRNA synthetase multienzyme complex; cytosol. Lineage: Eukaryota; Fungi; Ascomycota; Eurotiomycetes; Chaetothyriales; Herpotrichiellaceae. Gene Ontology annotation, biological process: aspartyl-tRNA aminoacylation. The coding region runs from base 149 to 1801 and encodes 550 amino acids. The record is from RefSeq and is a predicted model, not a curated record. Gene Ontology annotation, molecular function: RNA binding; aspartate-tRNA ligase activity; ATP binding.
UUCGCAGCCCACUUUCUUUGCGCGGGCUUUACAUGUGUGGUAUGACUCCGAAUUGCAGUCGUUCACCAAAUCUGUCUCGUGCUUCACAACGUUCGAUCUUGUCUUUCUCUCAAUCUCUUCCCAGAGCAGCCCACAUUGAGAAGUCAACAUGUCCGAAGCCUCUCUACCAACCCACGCAAAAGACAACCCCAAUGUCUCUGCUGAUGGCGCACCCUCCAAGAAUGCUUUGAAGAAGGCACAGAAGGAAGCCGAAAAGGCUGCGAAAAAGGAGGCAGCAAAGAAGGCGGAUGCAGAAAAGCGAGCUGCCCAACAGUCGCAGGCGUCCGAGGACACAGCCAUGGACAAAUACGGCGACCUACCAGACGACAAAGUGCAGAUCACACAUCUCAAGAAGCUGAGCGAAGAAGAUGUCAACAAGGAAGUCACAGUUAUAACAAGAAUCCACAACAGUCGGAGUCAGAGUGCAAAACUGGCUUUCCUGAUGCUUCGACAGCAGGGCAAAACCAUUCAGGCUGUGGUCGCUGCUAGUGGAGAUGCAGUGUCAAAGCAAAUGGUCAAAUGGUCAACAGGAGUGAACGUCAACUCGUUCGUGCGAGUCACCGGUCUAGUCAAGAAGCCCGAUCCUCCAGUUGCAUCGGCCUCGAUCAGCGACCUCGAGUUGCACGUCACCAAGAUCUACCUCAUUGCUCAAGCAGCCGAGACGAUCCCCAUGCAGGUCAAGGAUGCCGAACGACCCCCGCCAGCGGUUGAACAGGAAGGACAAGUUGAUGCCGAGGGUGCCCCUAUCGUGACAUUGAAGACCCGACUCGAUAACCGAGUAAUCGAUCUCCAGACCGAGUGCAAUCAAGCCAUCUUCACGAUAUCGAGCGCCGUGGAAGGACUGUUCGAAGAAUACAUGCGAAAAAGUGGCUCAAGAAAGUUCAACACCCCAAAACUCCUGGGCGCUGCCACAGAGGGUGGAAGUGGUGUUUUUGAGGUCAACAACUACUUUGGCAAAAGCGGCUUUCUCGCCCAGAGUCCACAGCUGCACAAGCAGAUGCUGAUUGCUGGUGACUGCGAGAGCGUCUUCGAAAUUGGUCCUGUGUUCCGUGCUGAGAACAGUAACACCCAUCGACAUAUGACCGAGUUCACCGGCCUCGAUUUCGAACUGGUCUUCGAUCACCACUACCACGAAGUGCUUGAAUUUGCGGAGAAACUGAUCGUUUUCAUUGUGCAAGAACUCGGGGCCCGGUACAAGGACGAAAUCGCCGUGGUGCACAAGUACUUCCCCAGGGCUGGCGACUUCAGGAUCAAGGAUGGCAAGGCACUAAGGCUGAAAUACUUCGACGGCAUCCAGAUCCUCAAAGACGCAGGUGUCGAUACCACGGAACAAGACAACCUAGUGACCGAUCUAACAACGGCACAAGAGAAAAGACUGGGCCAGCUGAUCCGCGAGAAAUACGACACCGACUUUUACGUCCUUGACGAAUUCCCAAUGUCAGUGCGACCAUUCUACACCAAGAAACACCCUACCGACCCGAGACUAUCCAACUCAUACGAUUUCUUCAUGCGAGGUGAGGAGAUCAUGUCGGGAGCUCAACGUGUCAACGAGGCCGCCGAGCUGGAAGCAGCGAUGAGAGGCAAGGGUCUUGAUCCCAACGCAGACGGAUUCUCGGACUACGUCAACGCAUUCAGACAGGGAUGUCGGCCGCACGCCGGUGGAGGUUUGGGACUGAACCGAAUCGUCAUGUUUUUCUUGGGGUUGGACAAUGUUCGACAAGCGACACCAUUCCCGCGCGAUCCCCAACGAUUGAGGCCUUAGAGCUCACGCAUAGCAUCGCAGCCUCGGCGGCGAUUCGUGCAGCAGGCAUAGACAAAGUGGGACAGUGAACACGUAUCAUGGCCCGCCAGAUAAGAGA